AUGGAGAUUGGAGAUCCUUCCCCUCUUUCAGUUUGUUUUUCAUUUGAAUAUGUAUUUGAAGAUAAAGAAGGUUUCUCUGUUGGGCAGUCAUUGAGAAUACGUGUGGGCCACCUAAAGGGAUACAUGUGUCGUGUCAUGGAAAUUCGAUAUUCAGAUAUCACAAUCAAGCUUGAUUCCCAGCACAAGAUUCUUACAGUUAAAGUUGAGCAUCUUGCUGAGGUUAAAGGAAAGAUUUUUGGUGUUUCCAUUGGGUAUAGUGGUUUUAACUUUCCUUUAAAGGAUGGAUGGAUGGAAGAGCGGCAUCUGAACCUGGAGGUGGUGGUGGAGGGUGGAAUAUUGGAGGCCAAACUACUGAAAGGAGUUCUUGGGCACCUUUUCCUGCAGCAGGCUCAUCGCUUCAACCAGAAUCCAAUUCUGCAAAUCCUUUUUGGUUCCACGGAUAAUGAUGUCAGUAAAGAAGAUGGUGGAGGUUAUGCAUGGGGUGCAGCUGCUGCUAGUGAAAAGAAAGAAGUUGGUGGCGGGUGGGGAGCGAGUUCAAGUGGUGCUAAAACUGAAAAUUCAGAUGACUACUUUCAACCUUCUGUAGGGAAAACCUCUUAA
Lactuca virosa is the source of this 600-nucleotide messenger RNA. NCBI's taxonomy places the organism in Eukaryota, Viridiplantae, Streptophyta, Magnoliopsida, Asterales, Asteraceae. The record is from the annotation of a GenBank genome assembly.